AAGAAAUUAAGAGAGCCCAGUAAUCAUACCCUUAAAUAUGAAUUAAACAGUUCAGUAAAGCAAUCUAUUGCUAAAUGGGUAUGAAAACAAAAUUUAAUAAGCUGUAUAUACAAGAAAUAGAUCUAAAAAAUAACCACAUACAGAAUGAAAUUAGAACAUAAUGUGCUAUGAAUACAUUAGAUAAUUCCCAAAAAGAAAGAUUAAAAUUACUCAUCAAGGAAUUUCGACACUGGAGAGUCAAAAUGCUAGUUUUUUGAAAUUUUCUCCUGUUCUUUUGUGGUUAGCAAACUAAGAAAAUUUCAAGAUGGUUACCUCAAUUUCCAGAGUUAACCCCAGGAAGUAAUCUAAUUAAUUAUUUCUUAACCUAUGAGCAAAUUGAUAUUUCAUGUAAAAUUGUCUUAUUGAGGGAGUGAAAUUUGUGAACUAAUUUAUGCCCAUGUUGAAUAUUGACUUUUAAGUUCCCUUGGAAAAUGGAAAGUUUCUUGAAGACUUGUCACAUCCUUCACAUAACUAUAGGAAUUUAGAUGAUUCAGUAUGUGCAGACUGGUCUAAAUGUUUUACUGAAGUUUAUAAUAGUCUAGUCAAUACCUAUAGCCAGUUGAAAAUUAUAUGACCCAUAAGUCAGUUUUCUGCUGAGAUUUCUUUACCCUUUGGAGUUUUGUUUUGUUUGCACAUUGCAUGAAAAGCAAAUUAAGUGUUUCUCUAAAAGUUUGUAUAUUCUGUUGCUUACCCUGAUCUUACAAUGUUCUAUUUUCUGGCAUUCGUUUUAAAGCAUAAGACAGGUCUGUUUUCUUGUUAAAUAUCUUUGUCUUUUUUAUUUUUUUAACAAUAUUUGAAACUUAGUUGGAUAUUUGACAUAGUAUGGGUUGUUUGUUUUCAGUAUCUGUCCAUUUCUCACCUGAAAAUGCAAGUCGUUUUGAUAUAACAAUCAUUUCUAUGACAACCAGUGAACUUUGGGGAAACCAAAAUCCUAUUUUCAUGUGGAUCUCUUUGGUAACAAGAUUGGUGGAGGAAUAUAGGAAAUUCAGUAAGUCAUUACUUGUACUGGUGAGGAGAUUUCACAUUAUACAGAGUUCCUAGUGGAGAAUGCAAUGGGAUCAAUAGCAUGUCUGUGGAGAGUGGCCCUGGGACAAGACUGAGAAAUUUACCAGUAAUGGGGGAUGGACUAGAAACUACACAAAUGUCUACAACGCAGGCCCAGGCCCAACCCCAACAAGGCAGCACUGCAGGCAGUAAUCCCCCACCCCCAGAGACUUCCAAUCCUAACAAACCCAAGAGACAAACUAACCAACUGCAAUAUCUGCUCAAAGUGGUGCUUAAGACGUUAUGGAAACAUCAGUUUGCGUGGCCUUUUCAACAGCCUGUGGAUGCAGUCAAGCUGAACCUCCCUGACUAUUAUAAGAUUAUUAAAACGCCUAUGGACAUGGGAACAAUCAAGAAGCGCCUGGAGAAUAACUACUACUGGAAUGCUCACGAAUGUAUCCAGGACUUUAACACGAUGUUUACAAAUUGUUACAUCUACAAUAAGCCAGGAGAUGACAUAGUCUUAAUGGCAGAAGCUCUAGAGAAGCUCUUCUUGCAGAAAAUCUCUGAAUUGCCCCCAGAAGAAACUGAAAUCGUAAUAGUCCAGGCAAAAGGAAGAGGACGUGGGAGGAAAGAAGCAGUGACAUCAAAACCUGGAGCCUCAGUGGUACCAAACACAACUCAAGCAUCAACCCCACCCCAAACACAGACCCCUCAGCAGAAUCUUCCGCCUGUACAAACGACUCAUUCCUUUCCUGCUGUAACCCCUGAUCUUAUCAUCCAGACUCCAGCAAUGACAGUGGUGCCUGCCCAGACACUUCAAACUCCACCACCCCCACCCCCACCCCCACCCCCACCACCCCCCCAGGUUCCUCAGCCAAUUCAGACACACCCACCCAUCAUUGCAACUGCCCCACAGCCUGUGAAGACAAAAAAAGGGGUGAAGAGGAAAGCAGAUACCACCACACCCACCACCAUUGACCCCAUUCAUGAAUCACCUUCACUGCCCACGGAACCCAAAUCUACAAAGCUGGGCCCCCGUCGGGAAAGUAGCCGCCCAGUAAAGCCUCCAAAGAAGGAUGUCCCAGAUUCCCAGCAACAUACAGUAGAGAAGAGUAAUAAAGUGUCAGAGCAAUUAAAAUAUUGCACUGGCAUCAUCAAGGAGAUGUUUGCCAAGAAACAUGCGGCCUAUGCUUGGCCAUUCUAUAAACCUGUGGAUGUAGAAGCUUUAGGCCUGCACGAUUAUUGUGAUAUUAUUAAGCACCCAAUGGACCUGAGCACAAUCAAAUCUAAACUGGAGACCCGGGAGUACAGAGAUGCUCAGGAAUUUGCUGCAGAUGUCCGAUUGAUGUUUUCUAAUUGUUACAAAUACAAUCCUCCUGACCAUGAGGUAGUAGCCAUGGCACGGAAACUUCAGGAUGUAUUUGAGAUGCGCUUUGCAAAGAUGCCUGAUGAGCCUGAAGAGCCAGUGGUUGCUGUGUCCUCCCCUGUGGCACCACCACCUACCAAGGUAGUAGCUCCACCUUCAUCUAGUGACAGCAGCAGUGACAGCUCCUCAGACAGUGACAGUUCAACUGAUGACUCUGAGGAGGAGCGAGCUCAGCGGCUGGCAGAGCUUCAGGAACAGCUCAAGGCAGUUCAUGAGCAACUUGCUGCACUCUCCCAGCCUCAGCAAAACAAACCAAAGAAAAAAGAGAAAGACAAGAAAGAGAAGAAGAAAGAGAAGCACAAAAAGAAGGAGGAAGUGGAAGAAAACAAGAAAGGCAAAGCAAAGGAACCACCUCCCAAAAAGGCAAAGAAAAGUAACAGCAGCAACAACAAUGCCAGUAGCAAGAAGGAACCUAUGCCUGUGAAAAACAAACCCCCUCCCACUUAUGAGUCUGAAGAAGAGGACAAAUGUAAGCCAAUGUCUUAUGAAGAGAAGAGACAGUUGAGUUUGGACAUUAACAAGCUUCCUGGUGAGAAGCUGGGUAGAGUUGUCCAUAUCAUCCAGUCCCGGGAACCCUCACUGAAAAACUCCAACCCAGAUGAAAUUGAAAUCGACUUUGAGACAUUGAAACCUUCUACCUUACGAGAACUAGAGCGCUAUGUCACUUCAUGUUUGCGGAAAAAGAGGAAACCUCAAGCUGAGAAAGUGGAUAUGAUUGCGGGGUCCUCUAAGAUGAAGGGAUUUUCAUCUUCAGAGUCUGAGAGCACCAGUGAAUCCAGCUCUUCUGACAGUGAUGAUUCAGAAACAGAAAUGGCACCAAAAUCCAAAAAGAAAGGGCAUCCUGGACGGGAACCAAAGAAGCACCACCAUCACCACCAUCAGCAGGCACCACAACAGCAGCCUCCGCCACCAACGACCCAACUGCCACAACAGCAGCCCCCAGCCCAGCAGCCGCCGCCACCACCACAGCAACCCCUACCACCCCCAGCCCCUCCCUCAAUCCCUCAGCAGACAGCCCCACCGAUAAAAUCUUCCCCGCCUCCCUUCAUCCCUGCCCAGGUGCCAGUCCUCGAGCACUCACUCCCAGGGAGUGUCUUUGACCCCAUCACCCACUUCGCCCAGCCAAUCAUACACCUCUCCCAAACGGAGCUGCCUCCCCACCUCCCUCAGCCACCUGAGCACAGCACUCCGCCUCAUCUCAACCAGCAUGCAGUAGUUUCUCCUCCAGCUUUGCACAAUGCUCUGCCCCAGCAGCCAUCAAGGCCUAGCAAUCGAGCUGCUGCCCUGCCCCCCAAGCCAGCCCGUCCCCCAGCUGUGUCACCUGCACUCUCUCAGCAGCCCCUUCUCCCUCAGCCACCUAUGCCUCAGCCGCCCCAAGUCCUAUUAGAGGAUGAAGAGCCACCUACCCCACCUCUCACUCCCAUGCAGAUGCAGAUAUACCUACAACAGCUACAGAAGGUGCAGCCAACCACACCUCUCCUCCCUUCUGUGAAGGUGCAAUCCCAACCUCCCCCUUCCCUACCACCUCCAGCCCAUCCUUCUGUGCAGCAACAGUUGCAGCAGCAGCAGCAACAGCAGCAGCAGCAGCAGCAGCAGCAGCAGCAGCAGCACCAACCCCCACCACGGCCCAUGCACAUGCAGCCCAUGCAAUUUCCUCCCCAUAUCCAACAGCCACCCCCUCCUCCCCAGCAACCACCUCACCCACCUCCGGGGCAACAGCCACCACCACCACAGCCAGCCAAGCCUCAGCAAGUCAUCCAACACCAUCCUUCACCACGGCACCAUAAGUCUGACCCCUACACAACCAGUCAUCUAAGAGAAGCUCCCUCCCCACUCAUGAUGCAUUCCCCCCAAAUGCCACCGUUCCAGGGGCUAGCUCACCAGUCUCCACCACAGCAAAACGUCCAACCCAAGAAACAGGAGCUUAGAGCAGCCUCAGUAGUGCAGUCCCAACCCCUGGUGGUAGUGAAGGAGGAGAAGAUCCAUUCACCCAUCAUCCGAAAUGAGCCUUUUGGCCCCUCCCUACGACAGGAUCCUCCCAAGCAUCCUGAGAACAUCAAGGCCCCUGUCCACAUUCCUCAACGGCCUGAAAUAAAGCCAUUAGAUGUGGGCAGACCUGUGAUCCGGCCUCCUGAACAGAGCGCACCCCCACCUGUGGGACAAGACAAGGACAAACAGAAGCAAGAGCCCAAAACCCCAGUUGCUCCCAAAAAGGAUCUCAAGAUUAAGAACAUGGGCUCCUGGGCCAGCCUAGUUCAGAAACACCCCACUACUCCAUCCUCCACAGCCAAGUCAUCUAGCGAUAGCUUUGAACAGUUCCGCAGAGCUGCCCGAGAGAAGGAGGAGCGCGAAAAGGCCCUUAAAGCCCAGGCUGAGCAUGCUGAGAAGGAAAAAGAGCGGCUUAGACGGGAACAAGAGAGAAUGAGGAGCAGGGAAGAGGAAGAUGCCCUGGAACAGGCUCGGCGGGCUCAUGAAGAAGUUCGGAGGCGUCAGGAGCAGCAGCAGCAGCAGCGAUCAGAGCAGCAGCAGCCCCCAGUGGCUGCAGCCUCCUCAGCUCCCCAAGCACAAAGCUCUCAGCCCCAGGCCUCCCAGUCCAUGCUGGAUCAACAGAGGGAGUUGGCCAGGAAACGGGAACAAGAGCGAAGGCGCAGGGAGGCGAUGGCAGCUACCAUUGACAUGAAUUUUCAGAGUGAUCUUUUGGCAAUAUUUGAAGAGAAUCUUUUCUGAUAGCGCCUGGGUUUCUUCUGACUCUGAUUUUCUGGCAAAACUGACUCUGCCUAGUGUUACUGGUGGCUGGGAGGGGGUGUCCCUUGGGCCCAGCCCUUGUGCAUGUUCCACCCAUCGUGGGUCUGUCAGCCAAGGAUCAGCAGAGUCUGCCUUACCGUUGGACUUCCCCACCCCCUGCACACACUGAAGUCAGACCCAACCUCAAGCAAGCGCUGGACCAGGUGGUUCUUAGGCAUGAAUGAGGUCGUCCUCUAUGCCAGACGUAUUCACAGUAUAUCCAGGAUGUCACAUUCUUUACCAGUUUUCUAACCAUGAGAAGGAGCCCCACCCAGGGCCCUGUCUCCUUCCUUGGUAUCAGCUACUACUUAUCUCUACCCCACACUGUAAGAACAGGGGUUGCAGAGGUAGCCCAUGGAGAGCAGGAGCCCCACCCGUGUUGUUGGGAUUGGGGGGGAGGGGAAAUGACAGUUGGGACCAGUCCCCAGCUGCCUAAAGUCCCUAGUCACUGGCUUUGCCUUGAACAGAGUCCCACCCUGCCCUCAUCCCCUUCGAGCCUUUAACCGAGAGCCGUUCUCUGUAAGUGUUCGCUUGUGAAAAAGGGAAUAGUCCAGUGGAGGUGUGUGAGUGUCCAUGGCCAUUUGGAGUGAGGUGGUCGUCGUAGCACGCGUGUGUGGAGGCCUCGCCUGGGAGCGAGACUACCAACCAAAGUCAGUUCCUUUCCGCCUUUGUUUUUUGUUUUGUUUUGUUUUGUUUUUUUCUUUCUGCCUUCUUUUCUGUUCUUUUUAAAUUUUAUUUUUAAUUUUCCUUCAGACACAAAGGCACUGCUUAACUUGGAAUGGGUGUUAUCGUCUCUCCUUUGAGUGGUGGCAAUGGGGGUGGGGGGAGGGGGCGCCGCACUGUGGGUAGUGUGUGACCGUGGCUGUAUUGUAUAGUGAAUAUAGUUGGCAUAUAUUUGUUUGAGGUUUGUUGGUGACUCCACCAAACUUGGUGUAAAAAAAAA
This is a messenger RNA of Sarcophilus harrisii (Tasmanian devil), 6179 nucleotides long. RefSeq names its product bromodomain containing 4 (gene BRD4). The transcript has 20 exons. Gene Ontology annotation, cellular component: chromatin; nucleus. Gene Ontology annotation, biological process: positive regulation of transcription elongation by RNA polymerase II; chromatin remodeling. Lineage: Eukaryota; Metazoa; Chordata; Mammalia; Dasyuromorphia; Dasyuridae. The coding region runs from base 1106 to 5179 and encodes 1357 amino acids. The record is from RefSeq and is a predicted model, not a curated record.